Molecule: messenger RNA, 811 nt
Organism: Musa acuminata subsp. malaccensis (wild Malaysian banana)
Lineage: Eukaryota; Viridiplantae; Streptophyta; Magnoliopsida; Zingiberales; Musaceae
Product: protein translation factor SUI1 homolog
Biological process (GO): translational initiation
Molecular function (GO): RNA binding; translation initiation factor activity
Source: RefSeq, a predicted model, not a curated record
AUAUAAGGAAGCCAGCCAGGAAUGCGGAUCUUUCCACUGUCGUGCUCUCCGAUCUUUCCCCGCGCCGCGAUUGAAGGUCUUUGCCAGUUUACUUGAGCGAUCUUUAGUUGGCUUCAAGUGAUCAGCGGGGAAGUAUAUUUGUUUGUUUUCUUCAGUUCUCAACUGUUAAGAGUUCAUGUCUGAUCUUGACGUCCAGCUCCCCACUGCUUUUGACCCGUUUGCUGAAGCAAAUGCUGACGACUCCGGUGCUGGUGCCAAGGAAUACGUGCAUGUGCGGGUACAACAGCGGAACGGCAGGAAGAGUUUAACCACAGUGCAAGGAUUAAAAAAGGAGUUCAGUUAUAACAAGAUCUUGAAGGACCUGAAGAAGGAGUUCUGUUGCAAUGGUACUGUUGUCCAAGAUCCAGAGUUAGGGCAGGUUAUUCAACUCCAAGGUGAUCAGCGAAAGAAUGUGUCUAACUUUCUUAGUCAGACCGGCAUAGUGAAGAAGGAAUACAUCAAGAUUCAUGGUUUCUGAGUCCAUGCUUGUUUAGCUAUCCGAGCAGUGUGUGACAUUUGGUAGCUUGUUUCCGCUUUGUUUGCUUGAUACCUGAACUCUCAAGACAUCCGAAUAAGAUGGAAUAUUUGAAAGGAACCUUAUCCACAUUAAGAGAAGUGUAUUUGUUCGUGUUGGAUCAUCGCUUGUGUAUAAGAGGCCUCAAUUUUCUUUAGUAUAAUUCGAAGUCUCAAUGUGAUUCCAAUAUGCGCAAAACAUUUUGUGGGUCGUACAAUCGUCACAAAGAGUGUAUUUGAAAGGGAACUCUUUUUCUUC